This is a messenger RNA of Aspergillus mulundensis, 1167 nucleotides long. Its product is annotated as TLC domain-containing protein. Gene Ontology annotation, biological process: lipid homeostasis. Gene Ontology annotation, cellular component: membrane; endoplasmic reticulum. The record is from RefSeq and is a predicted model, not a curated record. The transcript is spliced from 2 exons. Lineage: Eukaryota; Fungi; Ascomycota; Eurotiomycetes; Eurotiales; Aspergillaceae. The coding region runs from base 1 to 1167 and encodes 388 amino acids.
AUGCUGGACCCAAUUUCGCCUCCCCCAGACUGGUUGCGGGAGAUUGUCGAGCCCUGGGCUCUACGUUUCAACCUCCCUGCCUUGGUUGAUCACUCUCAUGAAGUCAUCGCUGCUUUUCUCGGUUACCUAUCUAUUCAUUAUAUCCUCUCGCCAUGGCUAUCUCCAAAACUAUUCCCUCGCCACUAUCCCAACCUCAACAAGCGCACCAAGCUCAACUGGGAUGUCCAUGUUGUAUCCCUCGUACAGAGCACCUUCAUCAAUGCCGUCGCCCUUUGGGUGCUUUUCGUGGAUGAGGAAAGAAAGUCCAUGACAACUGGAGAGCGAGUCCUUGGGUAUACUGGGUCGUGUGCCUUGAUCAGCUCUCUUGCAGUUGGAUACUUUAUCUAUGACCUGAUCGUCAGCACAAUCUACGUCAAUAUGUUUGGUAUCGGCAUGCUCUUCCAUGCCGUGUCUGCACUAUGGGUGUUCAGUUUUGGAUUUAGACCUUUUGUGAACUUCUACGCUCCAGUCUUUAUCCUCUACGAGCUCUCCAGCCCCUUCCUCAAUAUCCACUGGUUUCUGGACAAGGUCAACAUGACCGGGUCCAACCUGCAAUGGUACAACGGCAUGGCGCUUCUCGUCGUGUUCUUCUGCUGUCGUCUCAUUUGGGGAACCUGGCAAUCCGCGCUCGUCUACAUGGACAUGUUCAACGCUCUCAGACAAACCUGGUCUGCCGGUCCCUCGUCACCGCUAAACCCUGUCGAUAUCACGGCCCAAAUAUUUCAGGCUCGCGAUGACGGCUCCUUGUGUAUCAACGAAGCCUGCGUUAGGGCCAACGCCGAGAUUACCAAGUACUCCAAGUACACCGCUGGCGGCGUCCCUACCUGGCUGGUCGUCACCUACGUCACGUCCAACGUGAUCCUGAACGGACUUAAUUACUACUGGUUCUCAAAGAUGAUUGAGACUGUUAUGAAGCGCUUUCGCCCUCAGAAAGCUCCAGCCAAUGAGAAGGAGUCCACGGAGCACAACAAGGAAAUCAGCACGGAAGAACUUGCCCAAAAGGCCGUUCUAGAUGCUGCGUCUAAACUAGAGAGGGAAGAGGGGAGUCUGUUCUUAGGCUCUAACGAACAGUUAGUGGCAUCGGGUGUUGACGCGGGUGUUUCGGAUCUACGGAACCGAAAGGCUUAA